Molecule: messenger RNA, 2785 nt
Organism: Dimorphilus gyrociliatus
Lineage: Eukaryota; Metazoa; Annelida; Polychaeta; Dinophilidae
Source: the annotation of a GenBank genome assembly
AAUGGAAAAUGUCAGACAUUCUCCUCUGGUGUUACUCUAUGUAUUUGUCCAGCGGGUUACCAAGGCAUUUAUUGUGAUGUUAAAGUUUUAUCAGACUCUCCAUGCGCAAGUAGCCCUUGCCAAAACGGAGCAAAAUGCUAUGAUGUCGGCUCUUCAUAUUUUUGUAAAUGCACUAAUGACUUUACUGGUUCACGUUGUUCUGAACGUCGUAACACACAAAGAAGUUUCUGCGAUUCUUCACCUUGUCUUCACGGAGGGGUUUGCUACGACACACCAUCGAGUUUUGAAUGCUCUUGUCCGGGAAAUUAUGAGGGAAAGACUUGCCAAACUCGAAAAAAUGUCCAACCUCCCCAGAAAGUGGAAAAAUGUUCAUCCAAUCCCUGCUUUAAUAAUGCUUUGUGUGUCGAUCUCUCUGAUGGGGUCUUUUGCUAUUGUAAACCCGGUUUCUCGGGAAAAUAUUGCGAUAUAUCACAAGGGAACUUUCAACAAUGUUCCUCAGGACCAUGCCUUAAUGGAGAGUAAACUGAAAAUGCUAUUUAUAGGCACAUGUGAGAAUUUAAUUGGAGGGAGUUUUAAAUGUCACUGCUCCAGAAACUAUUAUGGUGGACGUUGCGAACAUAAAUACGCAGGUUCAAUCCCGACUCCUCCUCCCACAAACAACCAACCCUGCAAGACUAACUCCUGCAAAAACAAUGGCGUUUGUUACAAUGUUGGUACUGUACAAUUUUGUAAGUGUCCUUUUGGAUUCACCGGUUCAGUUUGUGAAAAGAGAGUUACACAUAUGGAUCCAUGCCUCGACAAUCCGUGCAAUCAAGGAAGAUGCGAACGUAAUCCUUUCGGAUAUACUUGCUUUUGUGGUCAACAUUACGAAGGUAAAAACUGUGAACGAGCUGCUACUCCAGGAACUGGAUCCCCAAAGCCAAAUCCUUGCAUUUCAUCACCUUGUGGACAAUUCGGUAAAUGCUACAACAUAACGGAUACAGCAUAUUUCUGUCUCUGUAAUGAAGGCUAUUCGGGAAGUCCAUGCAAAAAACAUAAUAACAAUAAUGGAAAUAAUAAUGCUUGUAAAUCUAACCCAUGUCAAAACGGAGGAAUAUGUAUUGACAAUGGGUCACCAAGUUCAUACCGUUGUAACUGCUUAUCUGGAACUUCUGGUAUAAAUUGUGAGCAAACUACGUGUCCAAAAUCUUGUCAAAAUAGAGGACUUUGCAAAAGCGAAAGAAGGAUGAAUUCAAACACUAGAAGAUUUGAGACAGUUUAUAAAUGUGAAUGUUUACCAGAAUAUCUGGGAGAAAAUUGUGAAUAUAGUAACCCUUGCCUACAAAAUCCCUGCGAGAACAAAGGAAUAUGCUCACCACUGAUGAUAGCAAGCAUUUCUAAGCCAGAUUUUGCUUGCAAAUGUGUCAAAGCCUUUGAAGGAAAAACGUGUUCAAUAAGGGCUAAAGAUGUAUGCGCUGAGAAUCCAUGCCAAAAUGAAGGUUCCUGUGUACCUAAACUGAAUCCAGAAACUCGUGAAAAAGAAUUUUUCUGUGUCUGUAUAGGAGAUUGGAAAGGAAAAACUUGCUCUGAAAAAAUUAGCAAUCCUUGUCUUCCUAAUCCGUGCAGACAUAAUGGUAUAUGCAGGCCGUAUGAUGGCAGCAACUUUUACUGUACAUGUACUCAAGACUAUUAUGGAAAAAUGUGUGAGAUUGAGAAUCCUUGUUCCGAUCGACUUAAUCUCUGUCUCAACAAAGCUCUCUGUUUUCCGGAAAGAGUCUAUAAAAACUCAGAACUCGUUGAUGUGAAAGCUAAAUGUGUCUGCCCAUUCCAGUAUGCUGGUUCACGAUGUGAAAUUAGAAAUCCCUGUCUUGAUGGUGGUUUUUGUAUGAACCAAGGAUCAUGUGUAACAAAACAAAAAAUGGACCCAAAGGGAUCUAUGUACAUACCAUCUUACAUUGGUUGGGAAGAACCAAUAUGCAAAUGCUCACCGUAUUUUGCUGGGAAAAAGUGUCAAAUAAUAAGUCCUUGUCUUCAGAAUUACCCUUGUCAAAAUGGUGAAUGCAGUUCAACUAAAGUCUACGUGACGACAGACACAGGAACCUUUGCAAGUGGUUUUACUGAACCAAAAUGCGAUUGUCCAGCUGAUUAUUCUGGAAAGUUCUGUGAAAAUAAAAUAGGUGAUCCAUGUGCUGACAAUCCCUGCAAAAACAAUGGGCGUUGUAUAUUGGGAGAGGAAGAAUUUGAAAAAUACUACUGCGAAUGCGAUGAGGGGUACACAGGAGAUCAUUGCGAAACCCCAAAUAUUCGCAAUAUAAUUUUAGAAUGUGGUUUUGAAAGUGAAUGUAAUGAGCUGUCUCAUACAUAUACAGCAUAUCCAAAAGAUAAGGCUUUCAGAUGGAUAAGAAGAAAUAGACCAACUUUGAGCGGAAAUACAGGACCAUUAAAAGCGGCUGUAGGGUCUUACUUUAUCUAUACUGAAGCCUCUAAACCAGCGAAAAAAGAUGACUUUGCUGAUAUGUACACUAGAUAUAUGGAUAUCAAACAAGCUUCUUGUCUUUCUCUUAGUUAUCAUAUGAAUGGUGCAAAUAUUGGUAGCUUAUCAAUUUUUCUUGAAGAUCGAAACAAUAAAAAAACAACCAUUUGGACUCAGCAGGGACAUCAGGGACGGAAUUGGUUGAGUUUGGAGAAAGAUAUUGCUCCUGGUGAUUUUCGACUAGUAAUUCAUGCUGUGAGAGGAAAGGACUACACAGGAGAUAUUGCUAUUGACAAUUUAAAGUGGCGAACUGGAUCUUGUUUUGGGGCAUAA